GGGUGCUGCUCUUGAUGACCGCUCCAGCCUUCGGCAACCAAACUAGAGUCAAUGUUUUAUUCCAUCAUCCAGAGUUGACCAGAUGCCUUGGUUGUGGGCUCUUACAGGCAAUAGCUUGCUUGAUGGACAUGAAUGCCUUGCUGGACAGAUUUCACAAUUACAUCCUACCACACCUGAGGGGGGAAGACCGAGUUUGUCACUGCAACUGUGGAAGGCAUCAUGUCCACUAUGUCAUUCCAUACGACGGGGAUCAGUCAGUGGUGGACUCCUCAGAGAAUUACUUUGUGACUGACAAUGUAACCAAGCAAGAGAUUGAUCUGAUGCUGGGACUUUUGCUGGGCUUUUGUAUAAGCUGGUUUCUGGUCUGGAUGGACGGGGUUCUCCACUACGCCGUGCGAGCCUGGAGAACCAGCCGACGGUAUGACAAUUCCUGGUCUUGGAUUCCAAAAUUUUGUAACUUGAAGGAGUUCAGGAAACGUCACCACAGGCAGUACGAGGAGGCCACUGGGAACAUGGUGCACAUCAAGCAGAAGCUGUACCACAACGGGCACCCCAGCCCCCGGCACCUCUGAGGGACACCCCCCCCCAGGGACUGCAGGGAGCUUUUAAGCAAGGACCUCGCUCUUCCUCCAGGGGAACAGCUGCCAGUUUGCUCCUCUAUGGAAGCCAGACCAGGACACAAUUUGACUGCUCCAUCCCGUGUGUCCCCGUGGCACAGCCUGAUGCACAACUAAGCCAGUCCCGGGCGCUGCGCAGCCCGGACGUUGCACUGUGUUCCACCUUCUGGUGUCAGACUGCUGUAAAUAUGUAAAAAGCAAAGAACACAGAGAAGAGAUUUGCAUUAUCCUUUCAGCCCCCUUCUCCUGGCACUCACGGCUGUCCUCCUCACCCAGCUGCCCUCCAGGGAACGAUGGACUAAGGGUAUGGAGGUGGGACAACAUGAAGAAGUUGCAGUUUCUCAUCCAGGAGCUCCAGUCCCCCUUUUCUUUGGUCCUUUGGCUUGUUUCUGCUCUGCUCUGUCCCUUCUGUUGCUAGAAUGGCUUGGCUGGUGGCAGGGUUGGAGGGGCACUGCUGCCAGCAGGGUGGGAAGGCACAGUGUCCCUUUUCUUCCUGGUUUUGGGAGCUGCUGUGGGGGGGGAGGAAGCCCUGGGCAUGGAUGCCCGAGUUGUUCCUGUCGUUGCUGUUCUCUGAAACCUGCCUUAAGCAAUCCAAGAACCUGAGGAACCAGGAGGUGUCAGCCUGGUGAAGGGGGGGGGGGGGCUGGUGCUGCCUGGUUUGUUACCACCUUUCUGCUGGUGGGACCUUGCUGAGGUCAGUGCUGGUGUUUCUCCCCAAGGCUGGAGAGGAGCUGCUCCUGAGAUCCGGGUGUGGUGGGUUGGAAGGUGUUGGAUCUGGUUUGCACCCUGAGAGGCCCCUCUGCUGCACAACAGCCCCCCCAGCCCCUGCCUGGGGGAGAGGAGCUGCUCCCCCCUCUCCUCAGAGCCUGGUUCAUACCCCCUGGAAACACCAACAAUGCCCUGAGAGGGUCCUGUCAAUGGUCUCACUCUACCUGCACCCUCACUUCUCUGGGAACUGCUCCGAGCUGGAAUUGCCCCUCAGCAGCAGGUUGGGCUUGGCUUGAGGGACACAGGAAGAUGUGGCCCUGAAACCAAACCCAUCUGCAGCACUGGAUGUCCCAGCCAUGGGCUGAAAGAAGGUACAUGGAUGUUGUAAGGUGGGUUUUUGCCUUUGCCUCCCCCUGUGGGAAGGGUUUUGGAUGUAGCUGAAACCAACCCCCACAUCCAGGGAACAUCCUUCCCUUCCAGGAGAGCUGCCUGGAGGAGAAUUGAUUGCCAAGGUCUGUAGGCACCUUGAGAGCCUGGUGCUGGUUUCUCCAGCAGCCCUGCUGGCAGCAGGAGCAGAGGGAUUGCCAUGGAGAGGAACAAGGCUGGGAGAUGCUGACCCCCAAGAACUGAAGGUGCUAGCCCUGAAUCCCAGACAUUUCUCCUUCAUUCCUCAUUUGGUAUUGACGGGGCUUGUGCUUACAAGGGGGGGAAACAUCCAGAACAAAAGGCUGAUGAAUAUUAUCAGGCUCUGCUGAGUUUUUCUGUGGAUCCCUGUGCUCUCCCAAUGUCUGAUCCCACUGGCAGUGAGGGGAGGACACCAGGACUCCCUGCUCUUCCCUCCCUGCUCCAGCUCCUCUGUCUUGUUUGGUUUUUUCAUUCCUUCCUCUGCCCGGGGUCAGUUCAGUUCCUUGCAAAGCCCCCAGGCUGGGGGGGCUGAGCCCAACAUUCCUGUUCUCUGCCAUCCCUCCCUUUGCUGUUCCCUAGUGCCUCUUGCCUUGGAGCCCCAGGUUCUGUCUGGACUUAAAUCCUGGCCUGGUCUGCACGUGUCUGUCUGUCUGUCUGUCUGUCUGUCUGUCUGUCAGGGUGUCCCUCUGGUGUCACUUCUGCAACCCCCCCUGCCAGUAGCUACAGAACAACUUUUCCUUCAGCAGCCCCUGCCCAAGCCCCCGGGCUUGUCCCCUCCUUGGCUGGAGCAGCUGGGGACCCUUGGCCAGGUGGGCUCCUCCUCAGGGGGCUCCAGCUGCUCCUUCCAGGAGAAGGUUCCUUGGGACCUGCCCAAGCAGCUCUUCUCCAGGCCCUGGGGCCAUGGCACAUGGACCCACAGUGCAGGUGUCAUGAACCAGGGACCUGUCACAGCUGUGGCUUCAGGUGGGACAGUGUUUUGCAAGGGAGGAAAUUCCACCACAAGGACAAAAUACUGAGUCUUGGGACUUAGUUAUGGAGUGUGGUGGGGAAAAGCACUUUAUCUAUUCUGUCCUCUUGGUGCCUCUCACAAGAGAGACUCAAGGCUGUGCCCUCAGCUCAGCCUGAACCACUGGUCCUACCCCCCCUUCCAGCACCUGAGCUGAAAUACCAGUAGACACCAGACUCAGAGCUGGAAGGGUGAUGUGGUGGCUCACAGGGAUUGAGGCUGAUCCUCAGCAGAACUGCAGAAGAACAUGAGGCUCUGGAUGAGGGACAAAAAUUAACCCCCAACAUGGUGCAUGUGCCCAUUCUUUAAGAACAGAUCCAUUAUUUUUUAAACCUCCUGAGGCUGCAGCUGUUCCCCCUCAGCCCCUCUCUUGUUUGCACUUAGUCAAGAAAAUGAACCAGAAAAUACUCUCUGGGCAAUUCAAUUUACUGGGAGUCAUUAAUUGGUCUUAGAUCCAACAAGAAGCAGCCUCACAGAGCAGGGCUUGUCCCAGCAGACACUGACCCAACAGGCUUGAUCCUGGGGAGCCAACCAGACUUUUGUUUCUCAUCCUGAAUGAAUAAGGGGCAAAGUUCUUCCCUGCAGCCACCCGGGUCCUGCUCCCAGCCCCAGGAGGCUGGUGGGAGGUUCCAUCAUCAGGUUUAAACCUGGGACAUGGGGUCUGAGUCCUGCUGUGAGCUGCCUUCUCCUCCCACCCAGGAGCUCCUGGGGGUUUGAUCCUCUGGGACAGAGCUCAGGGCUGGAUCACCCCCCCUCGGCAGGAGCAGCCCCACCUGCCCAGGCUGUUGUGCAGAAGUUGUUCCCAGCAGCCAGGGCUGCUGUGGCUCCUCUCUGGGGACACUGAGGAGCCCCCCCAGAGCAGCAGAGGGGCUGGCUGUGCCUGAGGACUGCAGAGCCCCAGGAGAGCAGCCUGUGCCCCCCUGCCCUCUGUGUGACACCUGCACCCCUGUCCCCUCAGCUGGAGGUCCCACCACCAGCUCUGGCUUCGUGGUGUCUUGUUCCUCUGUCCCUCUGGGGCUGGCAGCUCUGCAGGCUGCCCUUGCACUGUCUUCUUCUCCUGUGCAUGUGUUUGUGUUGCUUUUGUCUGGUUGUGGGGGGGUGUUUGCUCCUCGUUUCAUUGUCUGAGAUGUGCUGGUGUUGACUUCCCUGCUGUUCUCUUGCCUCUGAUCUGCACACAAAAACCACCCGACAAAACCAAACCACGGAUGGAAACGUCAACAAAACCAAAACCCAGCAACAACCCCGGGCCAAAAAAGGGUUCAGCUGGGAGAACUUUGGCAUCAGGGAAUUGGCACAACCAGGUCAGGGCUGGGCAAGAUGCUGUGAAGAGCCUGUGGGAGAGGAAACACGGGGCUGCAAACCAUCCCAACUGGCAGCAGCUCCAGGGGGACCAAGAGUGGGAAAUGUGUCCCAUGGCUUAGCAAUCCUCCACCUGCUGCUUUGAGGGAGCUGUCUGCAGCAUCAGGGGGGGCUGGAGGUAGGAAUAUCCCACAGGAACUUCCCAGGGCACCUCUGGUGUAAAAGAGUAGAAGCACUUCUAUGAGUAGAGCAAACAGCACAGGCAGGGAGAGGUUGUUUGGAUGAAGUGCUUUGCAACCUGGAGAUGCUGGGGGGGCAGAUGCCUGGUUCAGGGACAGGGUGGGGAGUAGGGGACAGAGGGGUAGUUAGUAGGGGACAGACAGGUAGUUAGUAAGGGACAGACAGGACACAGGGCUGCUGGGUCUACCUGGGGAUGGAGGGAAGCUGAGAUGUCCUCCCAGCCCA
Messenger RNA from Apus apus (common swift), 4500 nucleotides. It is a transcript of the gene TMEM240, whose product is annotated as transmembrane protein 240. The record is from RefSeq and is a predicted model, not a curated record. Lineage: Eukaryota; Metazoa; Chordata; Aves; Apodiformes; Apodidae. The transcript has 3 exons. Bases 15 to 572 code for a protein of 185 amino acids.